Messenger RNA from Motacilla alba alba, 635 nucleotides. It is a transcript of the gene ARL2BP, whose product is annotated as ADP ribosylation factor like GTPase 2 binding protein. The transcript is spliced from 7 exons. The record is from RefSeq and is a predicted model, not a curated record. Gene Ontology annotation, cellular component: mitochondrial intermembrane space. Lineage: Eukaryota; Metazoa; Chordata; Aves; Passeriformes; Motacillidae. Gene Ontology annotation, biological process: maintenance of protein location in nucleus; positive regulation of tyrosine phosphorylation of STAT protein. The coding region runs from base 178 to 627 and encodes 149 amino acids.
GCUUUGCCCGCCCUCGGCGGCACUGAGGAUGGGGAGGCGAGGGACGCGCUCGGCUCCUGCCGGGCUCGCGGUGAUGCACCGGGACUGCUCCGGGGGCCGGCGCGCUUUGGUCAAAAAGAAGAAAUAACCACUAACAGCUGGAACAUACAUCUCCUCCACUCUGGCUAGGCAGGAACAAUGGAGACUUCUGAUGGAGAAAGUUUGGGUGUAGCCACCUCCACCACUUCUGAUGAGUUUGAUGCAGUUGUUGGCUAUCUGGAGGAUAUCAUAAUGGAUGAUGAUUUCCAGUUAAUACAGAGGAAUUUUUUGGAGAAGCACUACCAGGAGUUUGAUGACUCAGAAGAAAACAAGCUCAUCUAUACAGACAUUUUUAAUGAAUAUAUCUCUUUAGUAGAGAAAUACAUUGAAGAGAAGUUGCUUGAUCGGAUUCGUGGGUUUGAUAUGGUUGCUUUCACAGUGUCAUUGCAACAACACAAAGAUGAAAUGCCAGGUGAUAUAUUUGAUCUGCUUCUCACAUUUACAGACUUUCUGGCUUUCAAAGAAAUGUUCUUGGAAUACAGAGCUGAAAAAGAAGGUCGGAGUCUGGAUUUAAGCAGUGCGUUAGUGGUGACUUCAUUAAACCAUUAAACAAGUCA